Pteronotus mesoamericanus is the source of this 8794-nucleotide messenger RNA. RefSeq names its product DENN domain containing 5B (gene DENND5B). NCBI's taxonomy places the organism in Eukaryota, Metazoa, Chordata, Mammalia, Chiroptera, Mormoopidae. The record is from RefSeq and is a predicted model, not a curated record. The coding region runs from base 177 to 4154 and encodes 1325 amino acids. Gene Ontology annotation, molecular function: small GTPase binding; guanyl-nucleotide exchange factor activity. The transcript is spliced from 23 exons.
AGCGAGCUCGCGGCCGCUUCCCCGGCGCCGCGCGAGGAGCGAGGCUGCGGAGACAGGCGGCGGCAGUGCGGCCAUGGGCGCGCCGGUGUCGCCCUAGGACGGGCGCGCGGAGACCGCAGCCGGAGCGGCAGCCAGCCUUCCCGAGCGGCGGCGGCGGCAGGAGCAGCGGGGCCGGGAUGAGCGGGAGCAGCGCGGCCCCCGGCCCAGGUUCGGGCUCUUCCCCGGCCGCCUGCCGCUUCGCGCACUACUUCGUGCUGUGCGGGAUCGACGCGGACAGCGGGCUGGAGCCCGAUGAGCUGGCGGUUUUGUACCAAUGGCUAGAAGCAGAUCGUCAUGGCAAGAGCCAAGGUGCUGCAAAUACGACCUCAGGUGAAAAUUUUGACCAGAGUCCUUUGAGAAGAACAUUCAAAUCCAAGGUUCUAGCCCACUAUCCUCAGAAUAUAGAAUGGAACCCUUUUGAUCAAGAUGCAGUGAACAUGUUGUGCAUGCCGAAAGGGCUAUCUUUCAGAACACAAACUGACAAUAGAGACCCUCAGUUCCACUCAUUUAUAAUUACCCGGGAAGAUGGUUCUCGUACCUACGGUUUUGUUCUCACUUUUUAUGAAGAAGUUACAAGUAAGCAAAUCUGCACGGCAAUGCAGACGCUCUACCAGAUGCACAAUGCGGAGCAUUACAGCAGUGUCUGCGCUUCCUCCUCCUGCAGCAUGGACUCUCUGGCGAGCAGCAUUGACGAGGGAGAUGCAACUUCUCUUUUGAAACUCCAGCGAUACAACUCCUAUGACAUCAGCAGAGACACCCUGUAUGUUUCUAAAAGUAUAUGUUUGAUCACACCACUGCCUUUCAUGCAGGCCUGCAAGAAAUUCCUCAUCCAGCUUUACAAGGCAGUUACCUCACAGCAGCCACCACCCUUGCCGCUGGAGAGCUACAUCCAUAAUAUUCUCUACGAGGUGCCCCUUCCACCUCCAGGGAGAUCGCUGAAAUUUUAUGGUGUUUAUGAACCCAUCAUCUGCCAGAGGCCUGGGCCCAGUGAACUCCCCCUCUCCGAUUACCCUCUUCGAGAGGCCUUUGAGCUCCUGGGAUUGGAGAACCUGGUGCAGGUGUUCACCUGUGUUCUUUUAGAGAUGCAGAUCCUUCUCUACUCGCAAGAUUACCAACGCCUGAUGACUGUGGCGGAAGGCAUCACCACACUUUUGUUCCCAUUUCAGUGGCAGCAUGUUUAUGUGCCCAUCCUCCCUGCUUCUCUGCUACAUUUUCUUGAUGCUCCUGUCCCCUAUCUGAUGGGCCUUCAGUCAAAAGAAGGAACUGACCGUUCUAAACUAGAACUUCCUCAAGAGGCUAAUUUGUGUUUUGUGGAUAUUGACAACCAUUUUAUCGAGUUGCCUGAAGAAUUUCCACAGUUCCCCAAUAAAGUGGAUUUUAUCCAGGAACUUUCUGAAGUUCUCCUUCAUUUUGGGAUCCCUCCCGAGGGCAGCCUGCAUUGCAGUGAGAGUGCCACCAAACUGAAGAAUCUGGUUCUGAAAGACUUGGUCAAUGACAAGAAGAAUGGCAAUGUCUCCACUAAUAACAUCAGCAUGUAUGAGUUACUGAAGGGCAAUGAAACCAUAGCCCGCCUCCAGGCUCUAGCCAAGAGGACCGGCGUGACCAUGGAAAAAAUGGACCUUCCUGCCUCUGUGGGUGAAAAAGAAAAGGAUUUGAAACUGCAGUGUGAAGAGGCAGAACUAAGGGACUACCAGCUCAACGUACAGCUCCGAGAGGUGUUUGCUAACCGCUUUACACAGAUGUUUGCAGACUACGAGGCGUUUGUGAUUCAGAGUGCCCAGGACAUGGAAUCCUGGCUCACCAACCGGGAACAGAUGCAGAACUUUGACAAAGCUUCCUUUCUCUCUGAUCAGCCUGAGCCAUACCUGCCAUUUCUUUCACGCUUCAUUGAAACACAGAUGUUUGCCACCUUUAUUGAUAAUAAAAUUAUGUCUCAGUGGGAGGAGAAAGAUCCUUUGCUUCGAGUCUUUGACUCUCGGAUUGAGAAGAUCAGGCUGUAUAACGUAAGGGCACCCACCUUGAGGACGUCUAUUUACCAGAAAUGCAGCACUUUAAAAGAAGCAGGUGAACUCUUUAGGCAGAGGCUCUCUGCUGUUGAUAUUGCGGCACCAGAACCUCAUGAUUUCUGUGCAGAAAGGCAACAAGUUGAUACCCAGUCAAUUGAGCAGCGGCUGAUGAAAAUGGAUCACACUGCAAUCCACCCCCAUCUACUUGAUAUGAAAAUUGGUCAAGGCAAAUAUGAGCAAGGGUUCUUUCCAAAGUUACAGUCCGAUGUUUUGGCAACAGGACCAACUAAUAACAACCGCUGGGUAAGUCGGAGCGCCACCACGCAGCGCAGGAAAGACCGCCUUCGCCAGCACUCGGAGCACGUGGGCCUGGACAACGACAUGAGGGAGAAAUACAUGCAAGAGGCACGAAGUUUAGGAAAAAACCUGAGGCAACCCAAACUGUCAGACCUCUCUCCGGCAGUGAUUGCACAGACCAACUGGAAAUUUGUAGAAGGCUUAUUAAAGGAAUGUAGAAUGAAGACGAAACGCAUGCUGGUGGAGAAGAUGGGCCACGAGGCAGUGGAGCUGGGCCACGGAGAGGCGAACAUAACGGGCCUGGAGGAGAACACCCUGAUCGCCAGCCUCUGCGACCUCCUGGAAAGGAUAUGGAGCCACGGCCUUCAGGUCAAGCAGGGGAAGUCGGCUUUGUGGUCACAUUUAAUUCAGUUUCAGGACAGAGAAGAGAAACAAGAGCACCUUGCAGAAUCACCAGUUGCCCUCGGACCAGAAAGAAGAAAAUCUGACUCAGGAGUUAUGUUGCCAACCCUCAGGGUCUCCCUUAUCCAAGACAUGAGACACAUUCAAAACAUGAGCGAGAUCAAGACUGAUGUUGGACGCGCUCGGGCAUGGAUAAGGUUGUCUCUAGAGAAGAAACUCUUAUCCCAGCAUCUCAAGCAGUUGCUCUCUAACCAGCCACUCACCAGAAAGCUUUAUAAGCGUUACGCUUUUCUACGUUGCGAAGAAGAAAGAGAACAGUUUCUUUACCAUCUCCUUUCCCUCAACGCUGUGGACUACUUCUGCUUCACCAGUGUGUUCACCACUAUCAUGAUUCCAUAUAGGUCAGUGAUCAUCCCCAUCAAAAAGCUGAGCAAUGCGAUCAUCACAUCAAACCCCUGGAUCUGUGUGUCGGGAGAGCUAGGAGACACGGGAGUGAUGCAGAUUCCAAAAAAUCUCCUUGAAAUGACUUUUGAGUGCCAGAACUUGGGGAAGCUGACUACUGUUCAGAUUGGUCAUGAUAACUCAGGACUGUUAGCCAAAUGGCUAGUGGAUUGCGUCAUGGUCAGAAAUGAAAUCACAGGACAUACUUACAGGUUCCCCUGUGGGCGGUGGCUGGGGAAAGGCAUUGACGACGGCAGCCUGGAGAGGAUCCUCAUUGGAGAGCUGAUGGCCUCUGCGGCAGAUGAGGAUCUGGUAAAGCAGUGCCGGACUCCCCCCCAGCAGAAAUCACCCACCACGGCCCGGAGACUCAGCAUCACUUCACUAACAGGAAAAGCCACCAAACCCAAUGCUGGACAGAUCCAAGAAGGAAUUGGAGAAGCUGUGAACAACAUUGUGAAACAUUUUCACAAACCUGAAAAAGAGAGAGGAAGCCUCACGGUGCUGCUCUGUGGAGAAAAUGGCCUGGUGGCAGCACUUGAACAAGUUUUCCACCAUGGGUUCAAAUCUGCCCGCAUCUUUCACAAGAACGUCUUCAUUUGGGACUUCAUAGAGAGAGCAGUUGCUUAUUUUGAAACCACUGACCAGAUUCUAGACAACGAAGAUGAUGUCCUGAUUCAGAAAUCAUCCUGCAAAACCUUCUGCCACUAUGUAAACGCUAUUAAUACCGCACCCAGGAACAUUGGAAAAGACGGCAAAUUCCAGAUUCUAGUUUGCCUUGGAACACGGGAUCGCCUGCUCCCGCAGUGGAUUCCGCUCUUAGCUGAGUGCCCUGCCAUUACCCGAAUGUAUGAAGAGAGUGCCCUCCUGCGGGACCGCAUGACCGUCAACUCCCUCAUCCGCAUUCUGCAGACCAUUCAGGACUUCACCAUAGUCUUAGAAGGAUCUCUCAUCAAAGGAGUGGAUGUGUAACCCAACUGGCUAGACACUCUCAGUCCAGACCCCUUGCUCCCGAACCUCCCCCGUCUCCGGGACCGAUGUGGACUUGUCUGACAAGGUAGUGAGUUACUGCCGGGGGCGACGCGCCAUAUCCCCCGAUUCGAACAAUCCUCACACUACAGACAAGGCAAAAUGCUGUAUUGUAGUUCAUUUGAACCAGGAAUUUAGUAUAAAAUAGAGUAUUUUCAUGUGUUAGAUGUGUGUAAAUAUGCUAUCUUCUUUAAGAAAUUAUAUUACAUUACCCAAAUAAGAUACUUUUCUUAGAUUGAAUAUCCCUGUGAUUUAAAAUAAGUAGCUUAAAAGCUUUGGGAGUUGGGUGGAGGAAGAGUCGUGCUAGUCAGGAAGAAGCCAGUAAACAUGUAAAUAGAGGGCAACCCAGCUGGGCUUUUUUCCCUCCGGGUAUCACAAAGGAGCCCAGAAUGCAUUGUUGUGUCGUAGCCAUCCGUCCUGGUGGCGGAUCCCUUGUAUUGUGAAUGUAAACAGCUCUAUCUACUGUACGGGGGCAGUCCUCACUUGUAUCUUUUAAGUUGCAAAUGGUUUCAUUCAUAUGAAUUGAGUCACUUUUCCAGCCUUUUGGAAAAAAAUUUUUUAUCAGCACAAGAUGAAGAUAUAAUUCAAAUACUUUAAAUACUGAACCCCAGGAGCUUGGUUUAACUGGAAAUAGAACACACAAAGCCUUGAGAAGUGUGUUAAAUUGUGGGAUUAUAACUUCUUUACAGUUCGGAAAGAUUAACCUAGACUAACUUCAUUCUUGGCAUUUUUAUUCUUGUUACUUGAGGCACUUCGGGCAGAUGUGAGUUGCAAAGUAUUGGCCUCUUAGUCAAAACAACUGCAAACGGCAGUUUGAUUCUGUAUUUUCUAUUUGGCCAUCGAAACCCUGCACUGGUCCCUUACCUCUGAAGGGUAACCAUAAACCCCGUCUUUGUUUGGUUCCCAACACCCCCUCCCCUCUCCGGUGCCCAUCCCCCUCUCAGGAAAUGGAAGGAAUUUCUGAGAAGGAGGAGGGCUCUGUGUGGCUUGGAAUGUAUUGUGAAAGUAUUUGUUGACCAAGAUAAUGCAAAUAACAGAAGGAGAGAGAAAGAAUGAACCCUUUCUGGGUGUUUCAGGGCAAGCUUUACUUUCCUUUGUGAGAGGGGGUAAUAACAUAAAGCAACUGGCCCACAAAAGGUAAAAGCCAGUACAGCACAGACAGGCAAAAUGCAAGCAAAACAAGACGCAACAGUUUUCAAAGACCAAAUGUUACGAGUAACUUUCCAGUUUGGUACUUUACGAGAAAGUUAAAUACAUGCAGUGUUAGCUAGUUACCUUAAGUCUUCAUCAUAUAGCAGGUCUGUAAUUAGGCAUUUGCACAUUGUUAGCAGUGAAAUUGCCUCAGCAGAGCUCCGGGUUUUACUCACAGUUGCGGCCAAGUCGCAAAGCUGUGGCCCCUCAGGGCUCUUGUGCGAUCUGAGGGUCCUGGGCCUUAGCCAGUGAUGUUGUUUCCCUUAUUUCCUGGAGGAAGAAACUCAUGAAACAAGUGCCUCACUCCCUUUAUCUAACUGUGUUCAGCCCGAGCAGCCCAGGCACACCCCCUUUUGACGUGUGACUUAGCUCUUGAGGGGAAACGGGGGCUGAAGAUUUUAGAAACGCAUGGAAAGGACUUAAGGAGGUGUUUCUGGGUGACUUGGGGGCCCAGACGUUUGUUUAGCUGGAGGCUAAAGUGUGUCUGUAGUGGUGCGGCAGUUCAGGGACAGGGGAAUUCUUUCAUGGGAGGCCUCCAGAACCUGUUUCACACCAGGCUCCUACAGUGUUUCAAUGAUCAGAAACCAGGGAAUGAUCCAGCCCAGAGAUUUGUUCUUCUUACCUUUUCCAUGAGGCCAUGCUUCUGACACGCUCCGGGCAACCAGGGAGGCGGCUUCAUUAGACUGAGUCAUCUAGUCCGGCCUUCUCGUUUUAUAGGUGGGAACACUUAAGGAUUAAAGAGAUGAAAUACUCCCACAGCUGGUUGGCGACAACACAGGGUCUAGAAUACACGUUUGUUUAUGACAUUAGGCUGCAGGGGACUGACCUCCAGAGCACUCACCUUAAUAGUCUUUCCACCCUUGGAUUUUUAGUCAUCCACCCAUACAGAUAGGAAAGAAGGAUUAAUAUCCACGUCUACUAAUCAUUUAUAAGAAUUGAUCACAAGUUGUAAAAACCGGGAGAAAAUUGGAUAUGGGUGUCUGUGACUAAAACCAUUUAAAAGAUAAUGCCCACAAAGAGUCGUCCUACCUAAAGGUUUACCCCGCUCUGUGCAGUUAUGACUGCAACAGUGAAAUGACCAAUUUCAAGAGAAAGAGACACGCCCUCUACAAUCCUAGGCCCUUUGAAGCGAUCGCCUUGGGAGCCCGUUCAUCUUAGUCCAGCGAUGCAGCCAGUGCUCCCAAUACGGGAGGACCUCUGUCCGAGCUGCAUGCAAGGCCUGCAGCCCAUAGGAUCCAAGUUGAUGAAUAAAAAGGAUGCUCAAGCAGAGUUACAGUCACAAAGAAACACAAUCCUAAAGAAAUAAGAUUUAGUUCUUACCUGGCUUUAUUUGCAUAACUGUCUCUGAGCCAGUACCAAACGACUUUGAGUAGGGUGAAGCAGGACCCUCAGAAUAAUGUGCGUAGCCUUCCAAGCUGACUUUUGGAAGGACCAUACCCUUUAGAGGUAUCCUUUUUGUUAGGUUUAUUUUUAAAAUUAGUAUAUUUCAUUACAGUCACACCUCAAAGUAAAUAAAAAUCAGUUUUGUAAUGAACAUUUUUCCCUCAAAAUAAAGGUAUUGCCUGGAACAAUAAUUGGUAUUUUUGCAUAAUAAUGGCUUAAAAAGAAAUUGCUUUAAAAUUACAUUGCCAAAAUUAGUACCUCUAGAGACUUUUUUUUCAGGUGGCCUGGAACUCCUAACCUCGACCUUUGUGGCACAGUAACAUCACCCGAUGUCGGUGUUAUGGGUGAGACCCCACAGCUGUGCCCUGCCGAGGCUCAUUAGCACCUUAAAAUGGGCUGAGGCGCAGUGGCCAGUGGUAUAAAAAAGUGAGGUUCCAGGUGGUAGGAACAGGCCACCAAGAGAAAAAGUAAGGCCUCCCAGCCCUCCCCAUCCUCUUUCCCACGAAGGGCAAGAAUUUGAUAUAAGUAACCUAAAACCUGCAAAAGUUUACCAUUUCCCUCUAAAGUUCAUUUUCAGUGUUUCACAGAUUUUUGUACCUUUUGUAACCUUGUAGUAUUUACUUUAACAUGGCUUUUUAAAAAAAUUGUUUUAAUGAACUUCUGUCACACUAUAUGAUAUAGGGGAAAUACUGAAUUGCUUAUAUUUCCUUUUUUUGGCAAUAAAUCACUGGUGUAUGUAAAUAUAAGUGAAAGGGGUAGAGACUAUACCUAACAGUUUGUGUGUAGUGUAUGUUGACACCUCUAGAUAUUUUGAAACAUGAGGCAACAGACAAGGACCUCAGAUCUCCAGGGAAAUAUUUAUUUGAUAGCAGUGUGAGUAUAGCUCUAAAUAAUGAAAUCUCUCUGCAAAGAAUUAUGAUUUUUCAGAAGAUUUUUAUUUUGAGAACUGUGAGUAUUCUAUCUGUGAGGUUUACAGAAGCUAGUCCAUCCUUUUCACCCUAUUGAAAGGACAAUCUGAACCUUCUCUAUUUAUGUUUCAGUAUUAACACACCUUCAUUGAUUGAGAAUGGAGUCUUCAGCUCCUCUUUACUUUUAUAAAGUGAAUCCUAUUUCCAAGUCAUCUAUGUCUUUAGAAGUCCCUGUUUCUUAUGUUAAGUAUUUAUUACAUUACCAUUUAGCUCAAUAGUGGACAGAAACAAAUAAUAAACUGUUAGACCCCUUAUUCUUAUUAAAAUACAUUUAUAAAUCUCUUCAAUCAGACUGAUUGCCGAGCUUUUUGAAGAGAGUAUUGAUGGAGUGUGCUCAAAAGGAUUCAAGGAGAACCUCAUCCUUUCAGAUCUUACUAGAACUGAUAGAUCGACCUCCAAGGACAAAAUAAAAAUUAACUCCAGAAAGAUAACACAUCGAGCAAUUAAUAGGAGAGUGAAAAAUAUCAUCAAAAUAUUUCUCCUCCUCUGAAAAAAAAUAAUUCUCUUCAUUUGAAGGAAUCCAGGGUAUCCUUGGGUUAUAUGAGAAGGAAUAAUACUUGAUUCAAUUACCUGAAUUUAUUAUGUACGGCUCCAGUCUUUAUUCCAAACACCAAAUCUUCUUGACAAAGAGGUAUGGUAAGGAAUUCCUGUUGUCAAUCAACUGAAGGUGUUAAACAUAUAGAAAAAAAAUCCUCUAUGUUACACUUGAACCAUGUAUAAAUGUACCCUGUGUAUCUUUUUAACAAAUGAGCAUUUCUGCAUUUAAAUUAUAUUGUUUUACUUUGUAUUGUCAACAGAAUCAGAACUGGAUUUUUUUUUUCCUCAUCAGAACAUAAUAUAAAAUUUAAAGAGUAUUGUGAUACCAAGCACUUUAGCAUACAUAUGAGAGAAACUGACGUGGGUUUUUCAGGUUUUAGAGUACAUUUAAAUAUGACUUUUCAUGCUUUGUUCUUUACAAUAAAACUGUGGGAUUGAUACUUUGUUUUGCUUCAUUAUUAUAGAAUCUUAACACUGACUAUUUAACAGAGCAAGUAAAGUCAG